GAGAGUUGUCGAGCUGUCCCACUCUAACUUAUCGCAUUAGCAGUGCAGCUAAAAAGAACAGACCAAAGAAUAAGAGGUGGAAAACAUACUGAUUAUGUAAAAUCGGUCGGUGGUAACCUGGAUUUUCUUCUUGUUGAAACGUCGGAAAGUUAAAGUCGUAUAGCCAACAUGUCUGAUAAACCAUAUCGACCUAUGAAAUAUCCAUAUACAUUGACUGCAAAACUUGUUCAGUUUCCAUACAAAUAUUACUGGAAACAUAGCUGGUUGUUCAGAUAUAUGUUUUAUUCCAUAUUUGCAACACUACCCAUAAUAUACAAGAUACAAAAAUUAUCAUAUUCUCCUGCAAAUGUUGAAAAGUGGGAGAAAAUAUGGAAAGAGACAUUUGAAGGCCCCAGUAAUCAUCAUUAAAAUAUAAAUGCAAUAAUUAGACAAGUAUAUAUUAAAAUGAAUAGUAUACCUGAGAGAAAAAUGUAAUCUGAGAUGUAAUCUUUAAGGUAUAAUUAGAAAAAAUAAACCUGAUGUUGCACAGGA
This is a messenger RNA of Harpegnathos saltator (Jerdon's jumping ant), 531 nucleotides long. It is a transcript of the gene roh, whose product is annotated as reduction of Rh1. The record is from RefSeq and is a predicted model, not a curated record. The coding region runs from base 169 to 408 and encodes 79 amino acids. The transcript is spliced from 3 exons. NCBI's taxonomy places the organism in Eukaryota, Metazoa, Arthropoda, Insecta, Hymenoptera, Formicidae.